Homarus americanus (American lobster) is the source of this 1002-nucleotide messenger RNA. Its product is annotated as translation initiation factor IF-2-like. The record is from RefSeq and is a predicted model, not a curated record. Lineage: Eukaryota; Metazoa; Arthropoda; Malacostraca; Decapoda; Nephropidae. Bases 1 to 1002 code for a protein of 333 amino acids. The transcript is spliced from 3 exons.
AUGUCACCGGGGCCACAAAUAGCGGCGGCGAUUCUUAGGACCCUCCAGGCGUGGCAGCGCCAGCGGCUCCUCCCGAGUGGCCAUCCCAGGGACGCUGGCGCUAUGGGAUCUCCCAGAGACAGCGACGCUCCCGGAGCCCUGACAGUGGUGCUCAAGGGUUCCCAGGGAGGAAGGCGCUCCCAGGGGAUCUCCCAGGACAUUGGUGCUCAGAGGCCCUCCCAUGGACUGCACAACCCCAGGGGCUCUUCCAGCGGCGCUCCCAGGAGGAAUACCAGGGACAGCGGUGCUCCCAGGGGUCUGCUAGACGUGCUGGCGCCUCCAAGGGCUCUCCCAGGGAUGGGGCCAUCCCAGACAGUGGCGCUUGUAGGGGCAGCGGCGCUCUCAAGGCCCUCCCAGGGACGGCGGCGCCCCAGGGGUUCUCUCCUGGCCGCAGGCCCCCAGGGGUUCUCGCGGCCACAGGCUCCCCAGGCGCUCUCCCAGGAAAGCGGCGCUCCCAGAGGCCCUCCCAGGGAUUCAGCCCCCAGUGGCCUCCCAGCGACGGUAGCACCCAGGGAACCCGCCAUUGUAGCGCCCCCUGGGCCCUCCCAGGUACUGCGUUGCUUCUUGGGGCCCGCCAGGGCGCUACCGCCCCAGAGGCUCUCUCAGGGACAGCGGUGCCCAGGAGCCCUCCCACAGGCCAAUACCAAGAAGGCGGCGCUCCCAGGGGCCCUCUCAGUGGCAUUGAGGCUUCGAGGGGCCCUCCCCAGACCCAGUGGCGGCCCCCAGGGCUCUUCCAGGAAGAGAGACGCCCAGGCCCUCUCAGUUGGGUGGCACCAAGGGCAAUGCCAGGGACUGCGGCGCACUCAGAGGCCUUCCCAGGGACGGCGGCAACCCCAGCGGAUCUCAGAGGGACAGGGCGCACCCAGGGCUAUCCAAGGAUAUAGGCACCCCCAGGGGCUCAACCAGGGACAGUCACUCUCCAUGGGCCAUGUCGUGGACAGUAGAGUCCCCAGGGCUCUCUAG